UGAAGACUACACGGGGCAUCGAAAUAUAAUUAAAUUACUAAAGGGAGCGAAGAUGGCAGCGGUAUAUUUCAGCUGCAUUUUAAUGAUUCUCUGGCCCUUGCAUACAGUCUGUUGGAAUGGGAACGGAUACUCGCACAACACCCACUGCGAUUACUGCCAUAAUGGUGGAAGUUGCGAAUAUAGCGGUCAACGUGAUAUAAGGUGCCAUUGUCAAUCCAGUUACACUGGCGAUCGGUGUGAAGCCUCCGUCACACUCACGACAAUCACUGCCUCCUCCACCACCGCGGCUACCACUCCGUCCACGACAACAGGAUCUACUCUAUGGACAGCUUCAAACCCCGGCCUGUGUCAACUACGAUCCUACAGUUAGACCAUGUCGAGACGCUUCAGUGUGCAGCAAACCGCAUAUGAAGGCCGUGCUGUGUCCUGAUCCUGACCAGGCUCACUACUGUCCAGUCACAUGCGGAUGUUGCGUGCCCGAACCGGCUGAAAUGAUUGGAUAGAUUGCACUAUGUUACCCUUGACGCUGACAUCGCAAUAAAUCAUUAUCAGAAAUGCCAAUAAACAUACCUGCUGAAAUAUCACAGUUUUAGCGCAAAACACUGCACGGUGUCGUUGUGCUUGGAUGCAGUAUUGCGUUUCAGUUAAGUGCGGUGACAAGUAUUUUUGUUUUUCAUUUUAUUGUUUCUUUCGAGAGAAUACAGAGCCGGGAAACUGUAUACGACCUUGUCAAGGAAUGUGUUAGAAUAAAAGACAAGUAGGAUUUUGCAUAAAUAGCUGACUCAUUUAAAAUCUUUUCAAACUCUUAAACCAAAUAAACAGUAAGUUUCAAACUGAAACUAGAAUUGGUAUAUGAAAUGGGUCAUCUGUGUUCGUACCUAGUGUUUUUUACCAAAGACUAGUGCAAUACGAGUAUGUUGCGUUGCCUUUAAUUUUAUCAAGUCGGAUAAUAAGCCAAACACAAUUGAUAAAAUGUUCGUCAGAUUUGCCGCGAUUCAAAAUCGUAAAAUAUAAUACAGUUAUACAUUUUCUUUAUUGAUUCAGCGAAAUUCCU
Dreissena polymorpha is the source of this 1054-nucleotide messenger RNA. Its product is annotated as sushi, nidogen and EGF-like domain-containing protein 1. The record is from RefSeq and is a predicted model, not a curated record. Lineage: Eukaryota; Metazoa; Mollusca; Bivalvia; Myida; Dreissenidae. The transcript is spliced from 5 exons. The coding region runs from base 53 to 370 and encodes 105 amino acids.